This is a messenger RNA of Parathielavia appendiculata, 1058 nucleotides long. RefSeq lists its product as uncharacterized. The record is from RefSeq and is a predicted model, not a curated record. The coding region runs from base 1 to 816 and encodes 271 amino acids. Lineage: Eukaryota; Fungi; Ascomycota; Sordariomycetes; Sordariales; Chaetomiaceae. Gene Ontology annotation, molecular function: nucleic acid binding; RNA-DNA hybrid ribonuclease activity. The transcript has 3 exons.
AUGUUAUACGAUUCAGAUAAGGAAGACCGACCCCGCAAGGUGCUCGACACAGAACGCGACUUCAACUUAGUCAAUUGUGAGCCUCCCGUGACUGGGAAGCUCCACGAAUUGGCCGUCAUACUGGCGCAAAUCGAAGGGGGCGUUUCCUUCGCGGUACAGCCAACGCCAUCUUCUGGCGCGGUCCAGCAUGCGCGCCAAGUCAUGAACGGUGGGGACAACGGUAUCUGGACAGGCACCGAGUUCCGCCCUCUAUCAACAGACCCGGAACCAGACGAGAUGUUUGCCGUCAGGCGAGUCAAUACCUCUUCGCCCUAUCGACUACUCGAGCGUUUCUGCAUCCGACGGCGCCAUGUGCCCAGCGUGUCGGACCUGAAGACCAUGGCCGUGAUUACCGACGACGCCUGCCUUGUGAUAAUGGGAACCGUGACACCAGUGUGGGCCGGGACCUAUCGCGAACCCUUGGAAAGCCAAGGUCCUGACGGCCAAGUGCACGCCCACACCAGCAACCGCGCCGAACUCGGGGCCGCCAUCGCCGUCUUGGAUUACUGGGUCUGGUGGGGCGAGGGCUGGGAACGCAUCGUCAUCGUGACGGGCUCCGAGUACAUGGUGAACCACGUGACGCGUUGGCCGCCGACGGAUCUGUGGGAGCAACUGAGUGCUAAGCUCGGUGAAUAUGCCAUGGGAGGCUGCGAAGUUUCACCCUGGGCAGUGUCGCGGAUGUUCGAUGCGGUGGCAGAUCAGGCAGCGAAGGCGGCGGGUGAGCAGAUUGGCCCAGAGGAGUAUUGCUCCUGGCGUGGUGUUAUGGUCCAGGUCUGAGGCGCGAGAAAUGGGACAAGUGUUUGGCUCGUCAUUCUUGCAAUGACGGGACUCUUGCAUGGCGCUAAACUGGGCUGGGGACUGAGGCGCUUGUCCAUUUCUCCUGUCCAACUACCGGGCAGGUACUGCGGUAACGUCUUGAUGAAUUAGAGUGAUUUCACUUCGAGAUAAUCAGAUGGAGAUACACCCUGGAUUGGAAACCUCACGGCCAGCCAUCAGGGUGUUUGACGCCUUGUUCCGUC